CACGUAUUUAAUGUACUGGGCAUGCGCAGACUUGCGCAGUUUGUGAUCAUAUGACGGCAGGAAGAUGACGACUGAACGUAAAGGAAUGCAGCCCCUCAUGAAGGUGGCAGACGCGGAGAAGGAGAGCAUGUAUGGAUACAUCUAUACAGUCUCCGGACCCGCUGGUGUCACGGUGGGAGAUCCCGUACUCAGGACCAAGAAGCCUCUCUCUGUUGAGCUGGGACCUGGUUUGAUGGGCAGUAUCUAUGAUGGUAUCCAGAGACCCCUGGAGGACAUCUGUGACCUGACACAGAGCAUCUACAUCCCCAAGGGUAUCAACGUGCCCGCCCUCGACAUGAACAAGAAGUGGGACUUUGAACCUCUCAAUGUCCGGGUUGGCAGCCACAUCACGGGAGGCGACAUCUACGGCGUUGUCUACGAGAACAUUCUGGUCAAGCACAAGAUCAUGCUGAACCCCAAGGCCAUGGGCACAGUCACGUGGAUGGCCGACCCGGGCUCUUACAACAUCACCGAACCCCUGCUGGAGACGGAGUUUGACGGCGUCAAGACCACUCACAGCAUGUUGCAGGUGUGGCCCGUGCGACAGAUGAGGCCUGUGACGGACAAACUGGCCGCCAACUACCCACUGCUGACCGGUCAGCGUGUGCUGGACGCUCUCUUCCCGUGUGUGCAAGGCGGGACCACGGCCAUCCCCGGCGCCUUCGGCUGCGGUAAGACUGUCAUCUCCCAGUCCCUGUCCAAGUUCUCCAACUCUGACAUCAUCAUCUACGUCGGUUGCGGCGAGAGAGGCAAUGAGAUGUCCGAAGUAUUGAGAGAUUUCCCCGAGCUGACCAUGGACGUGGAGGGCAAACAGGAGAGCAUCAUGAAGCGUACAGCGCUGGUGGCCAACACCUCCAACAUGCCUGUGGCUGCCAGAGAGGCCUCCAUCUACACCGGUAUCACCCUGUCCGAGUACUUCCGAGACAUGGGUCUGAACGUGUCCAUGAUGGCCGAUUCCACGUCCCGAUGGGCCGAGGCCUUGAGAGAAAUCUCUGGCCGUCUCGCUGAGAUGCCUGCCGAUUCUGGCUACCCAGCCUACCUGCCCGCCCGUUUGGCUCACUUCUACGAGAGGGCCGGCCGCGUCAAGUGUCUGGGAAGUCCCAGCAGAGAAGGAUCCGUCAGUAUUGUCGGAGCCGUGUCCCCGCCCGGUGGAGAUUUCUCCGACCCGGUCACCACGGCCACGCUGAACAUCGUGCAGGUGUUCUGGGGGCUGGACAAGAAGCUGGCCCAGCGCAAGCACUUCCCGUCCGUCAACUGGCUCAUCUCCUACUCCAAGUACGAGCGCGCCCUGGAUGAGUACUAUGAGCAGCAGUACCCAGACUUUGUCCCGCUCAGGAACAAGUGUAAGGAAAUCUUGCAGGAAGAAGAAGAUCUUUCCGAAAUUGUCCAGCUUGUGGGUAAGGGUUCCCUGGCUGAGUCAGACAAGAUCACUCUGGAGGUGGCCAAGUUGAUCAAAGACGAUUUCCUGCAGCAGAACGGCUACACACCAUACGACAGGAUCCUGCUCCCUCCAUUCCAAGUUGUUCCAAAAGUUGAUGACAAUUCCUCGGACAAUGUUGUCGCUCAAAUCGUUUUCCUCUCAUUUUUGCUCCCACUCCCCCCCCACACCCUUCACCUAUGGGAUGUCUGCCUGUACAUUUGUAUGUGUGUGUAGUCAUUUUCUGUAUAUUACAACAAGUACUAGCCAGUGUUUUAUUAAGGUUUUAAUCAGAAUAAACAAUGUGGCUCUGCGUAUGUGUACCCGUUAGUGUGGUGGUAUUUGUGUAGUACACGCUAGUUCAAUUUAUAUGUAUUUCUAGUUCUUUCUUCUUCUUUUUUUCUCCCCCCUCCCCUCCGUCCUUCCUUCAUGCACAUGCCACAACUGGCUUACCCAGGCUUCUCCUGAUUGGUCAAGCAUUCAUUUGUCCAUGAUUUUGACACGACUUGCACCACGCAAACUAUCAAAAGAAAAGUUUUCCUUUACGUAGACACCCUGCACCCUGAAUGCUUUUCCUCUUGGGUCUUUCCUACUUACCCACGUUGGCUCGGCUACUUCCUGCUUCCUGUCUCGGCUGUCCUGGCGGCGAAAAUUGUGAAAAGAUUUCAACGGCUGCUCUGUCUCCUCCUCGUUUUAUCGUUUUAGGACUAAUUUCUGUGGAAAGAUGCUGUUUCUUUACACAAAUCAAAUAACUUCAUGUGAGGAGUUGUUUUAGUAGAGAUUUUGUGGGUUCUUUUUUUGGGGUUUUUUUUUUGGGGGGGGGGUUAGUGGGUAGGGUUGGUAUUUAUAACGUUCCAUAGAUUGCACAAUUUCCUUUAGACUGGCUGUAGUGUGUUUUUUUACUGCGGGUGUGUUGGUGCUGUGUCGUGCGCGGCUCACUUCUGAAAGUGGACUUAGGUAAGAGUUGAGCGUUUGGGCUGGAUUAUGAUGGUGUGCAGUUACACUGGUAUAUGAUUCAAUACUUGUUUUUUAGUCUUUCCAUCUUUUCGUGUUGGGAGAUCUGUUUUUUUUUUUUUUUUAAAGUUUAGUGCAAAAAGUUGUCCUAGUCAUUUAUUGUGCACUAGCAUGGAAAAGGUGAAUGGUCGAACAAUGCCGUGAGACUUGGGAUUGUGUCGUGCAAAAACGUGAAUUGACUUGCGUGUUUCAUGACAUUUUGUUGUUACGAAUAUUCUAAAGACUAGAGUCGUCGACGUGAUGUGCAUCUGAAUGUUGGAUGGUCUAAAUGGAUCGUGGGUUGUGUUGUGGUUUAGUAUCAUGUGAAAAACUCUGGCAAAUUGUGGGCUUGCUUUCCAACCCUUCCUGCCACAACGGGACCAUUGGUUUUUUCUGUAUUUUCUUCUUUUUUUUCCACCAUUUAUCCUUUAAAUUUUUUUCUUCUUGCAAUGAAAAUGUGGGUAAUGUGUUCACUGUGUGUGGUGAAUGCCCAGCUUGUGAGGAAUGUAUGGUGAGGGGUGCUGGUCCAGAUGUGCGUGUGCGUGUAUUAUGCAUGUGUGUAUGUGCGCAUGUUUAUAAUUGAACUGCGAUUGCUUCCGUGUACGAGAAUUGUGAGCACAAAAGUAACUAUACUGUAUUUAUAUUCAUCACAUAGCUCUUCACGUUAUCAUUUAUUCAGAUGUGAAUAUCUUUACACAAAAAAAACAACUUGGGUCUAAUGUAAUCCAUUGUGUUUCGAUUUUGGGACCGAAUGUGGAUGUGACUGCCGAGGUUUGUUCUUUCUUGUACAGGAAAAUUGUCUGGCAUUUUGUGUGGGUUUCUCUCUCUCUACAGCUGUGAUUUCACGUUACCAUGUCUCCGUCUACGGGCGGGCUGGAUGGAUAUGCUGUCUGCUUUCUCUAUUUCACCGAUGAUUGAUUCAUGCGAGGGAAAUGACGCAGACGAGAUAUCCUGAGUGUGCUUGUGUUCGUUUGAUGUUUUGAUGUAAUAUAUUAUGUAUACGAGUGAA
Messenger RNA from Aplysia californica (California sea hare), 3458 nucleotides. RefSeq names its product V-type proton ATPase catalytic subunit A. Gene Ontology annotation, cellular component: lysosomal membrane; proton-transporting V-type ATPase, V1 domain. The record is from RefSeq and is a predicted model, not a curated record. NCBI's taxonomy places the organism in Eukaryota, Metazoa, Mollusca, Gastropoda, Aplysiida, Aplysiidae. Gene Ontology annotation, molecular function: ATP binding; proton-transporting ATPase activity, rotational mechanism; ATP hydrolysis activity. Gene Ontology annotation, biological process: proton transmembrane transport; ATP metabolic process.